UGUUCUCCUGCACAUCGGCUCGCGCACCAUGGCAUGUAACUUUCCCGCUCCUAUGGCACUCAGUGGUCAUUGCCUGGUGUGUUUAAUUAUUCCGUGACACCUAUGGAAUAUGAGAGUCUAUAGCAACCCAGGGAGCUGUUCACACCCGAAAACCGAGCGCCCGACCCCUAAAAGGGCCACAGCGACUGGUGUGGAGGACUCUCCUUUAGCACCCUCUAUGCAGAUGAACAGCGAUGGCCACAGAAUCCCACCCACCUGAACAGUACGAACACACAGUGGAACACGAUUCAGUCGAUGACGUGGUAAACAUGGAGCAUGUACUGAACUCACUGGAGAGGGUCAUUCUCACCAUCUUCCUCUCCAUCAUCAUCAUCAUGACUGUUCUGGGAAACCUGCUGGUGAUGGUGGCGCUCUGCAAGGACAGACAUCUUCGGAAAAAGAAGACCAACUACUUUAUAGUGUCGUUGGCGUUUGCAGACCUCCUGGUUGCUGUGGUUGUCAUGCCAUUUGCAGCCAUUGAGCUGACUACAGGUCAGUGGAGGUAUGGGGAGAUCUUCUGUCUGGUCAGGACCUCGUUGGAUGUGUUUCUGACCACUGCAUCUAUCCUACACCUGUGCUGCAUAGCACUAGACAGGUACUAUGCGAUCUGCUGCCAGCCGCUGGUGUACAGGACUAAGAUGACUCCCGUCAGAGUGGCCCUAAUGCUGGGGGGAUGCUGGGUCAUCGCCUCCUUCAUCUCCUUCCUUCCCAUCAUGCAAAGCUGGCAUGCCAUCGGCAUAGAGGACAUUAUUGAGGAGAGGAAGUUCAGCAGCAGCAGCAGCAACAAGACCAACUGUGUAUUUGUGGUGAACCGUCCGCAUGCUCUCAUCUGCUCCGCCGUGGCCUUCUACGUUCCCCUGGGCCUCAUGGUGCUGGCCUACCAGCGCAUCUACAUCACCGCCAUGGGCCACGCGCGGCAGAUCGGCACGCUGCAGCGGGCAGGCUCCGCCCACUACUCGGCGCCCCCCCAUCACUACCUCAGCUCCGAGCAGCAGGGCUCCAGUCGCAUGCGCAUAGAGACCAAAGCUGCCAAGACCCUGGCUGUCAUCAUGGGCUGCUUCUGUCUCUGCUGGGCCCCAUUCUUCAUUACCAACGUGGUGGACCCCUUCAUCCACUACAGUGUGCCCUGGCAGAUGUGGACCGCCUGGCUGUGGCUUGGCUAUAUUAACUCUGGCCUUAACCCCUUUCUCUACGCCUUCCUGAACAGGGCCUUCAGACGGGCCUUCCUCAUGGUACUGUGUUGUGGUGGUGAGAGAUACGUACGCCAGGGGAGCUACGGCCCCACCAGACGCUACUCUGGAUCUGUCAAUGGGACCUCCGUCGCACUCAGAUCACGGUUGUCGUGGCCUGUUCCCAAGGAAGCCGUAUAUCCUCCACCUCGGGCUCAUCAGAGUCGUGAAAGAAGAAUAAGGAUUCUGCUAGUCUGUGAUUAUCCUUCCUUCCCAACCGAAGCCACAGUGAACAGCAGAAAGAUUUUAUCCAAUGAGGUAGGAUCUCAAGACUCCAUGGGUGGACCAUAGCCCAGAGAAAUAAUGGUGUUAACCUGCUUGUCUCACACAAGCCGAACAAGUGAAAUACAGUAGGUAUUAAUGGGGACGUAUGGUCACGACAUUGAGAUUCUGAGCUGAAGUACUUGAGAGGACUGCAGUCUGAUUAUCGAAUUAGCAGAUCAAGGUUUAUGGAAUUUGAUGCAAAAAAAGCACUGUCCAGUCGAGCCCCCCCCCCCCCCCCCCAAGUGAAGACUCAGACAAUGAAGAUACAGGAAGAGAUCAAAAGCUAAUGUGCCUGUGGAAUGACUCAGCAUUGUGCCAAGAUUGUUUGUGAUUGAUGUUCUAAGAGUCCCUAUGAAGUUAAAAGCUAUUGUACAUGUAAUCAGUUGGCCAAGCAGUUUUGUGGACUGGGGUCUCUCCCAUUCCUGCUAGUGACCUGUGUUUUAAGGACAACUACGUUUAAAUAUGUCAAUCAACUUAUCAUUACAUUAUCUUUUGACAAAUAUUUCAUGUGUAUAUAUAUAUAUGUUUUGCAUAGUUGGGAUGUACCAAAUGUAACUAUCAUGUAAUUUGGCAACUAAAAAUGUGCUUCUGAA
Oncorhynchus nerka (sockeye salmon) is the source of this 2125-nucleotide messenger RNA. Its product is annotated as 5-hydroxytryptamine receptor 4-like. Gene Ontology annotation, cellular component: plasma membrane. The transcript is spliced from 8 exons. NCBI's taxonomy places the organism in Eukaryota, Metazoa, Chordata, Actinopteri, Salmoniformes, Salmonidae. The coding region runs from base 234 to 1559 and encodes 441 amino acids. Gene Ontology annotation, molecular function: G protein-coupled serotonin receptor activity. Gene Ontology annotation, biological process: adenylate cyclase-activating adrenergic receptor signaling pathway; chemical synaptic transmission; regulation of appetite. The record is from RefSeq and is a predicted model, not a curated record.